AAAGGGGCGACUUGUUAUACCCAACGGAUACAUAGACCGACCACCAUGAGCAAUCUUGAGAAAACCCUCUUUCAACUGAAGUUCACAGCCAAGACUCUGAACAGACAAGCAAAGAAAGCUCAGAAGGACGAGAAUUCUGAAAAAGCACGACUCAAGAAGGCUUUACAACAAGGCAACAACGAUGGCGCACGGAUAUAUGCCUCCAAUGCAAUAAGGAAGAAGAGUGAGGCCCUCAAUUUACUGCGGUUAUCCAGCCGCAUAGAUGCUGUAGCGAGUCGAGUCGAGACAGCGGUGACAAUGCGGCAGGUGACAGGGAAUAUGACAUCUGUCGUACGAGGGAUGGAUAAAGCUAUGGACUCGAUGAACCUAGAGAGGAUAUCACUCGUGAUGGACAAGUUCGAAUCUCAAUUCGCCGACCUGGAUGUACAGACCUCGUACAUGGAGGACACUAUGUCAGCUACCACCGCCACAUCCACACCUCAAGACCAGAUAGAUCAACUUUUGAAGCAGACCGCAGAAGAAGCAAAUAUUGAACUUCAGCACGAUUUGGCUGCGAAGGACCUGGACAAUGUCCCAGAUUUGGCGGCACCGAAGGAUAAAAUCGGGGAGGAAGAUGACAAGUUGGCCGAAAGACUGAGGGCUUUGAGGCCCGCGACGCAAUAAGGGUGUAGUGAGGAUCGUCAGCCUGCGCAUACGUAACGCUACUAAUUUCGACCGUGUUAUUGUAGGAUUAUUUUGCUUAGUUUCAACUGUCAACUGUAUAACA
This is a messenger RNA of Lentinula edodes (shiitake mushroom), 766 nucleotides long. Its product is annotated as vacuolar assembly protein DID2. The coding region runs from base 46 to 663 and encodes 205 amino acids. Gene Ontology annotation, biological process: endosome transport via multivesicular body sorting pathway; protein transport; late endosome to vacuole transport. Lineage: Eukaryota; Fungi; Basidiomycota; Agaricomycetes; Agaricales; Omphalotaceae. The transcript has 5 exons. The record is from RefSeq and is a predicted model, not a curated record. Gene Ontology annotation, cellular component: multivesicular body; ESCRT III complex.